Molecule: messenger RNA, 2163 nt
Organism: Brenthis ino (lesser marbled fritillary)
Lineage: Eukaryota; Metazoa; Arthropoda; Insecta; Lepidoptera; Nymphalidae
Source: the annotation of a GenBank genome assembly
AUGAAUUACAACAAUAAUAAGAAACGGUCUAAUGCUAGGGCGUCCCCCGGAAGCGACGCACACGGCGAGAUACGAGAAAAUGCGAUUAAUACUAGGGCGUGCCCCCAAAGCGACGAGAAGAACCAUGCAGCCCACAUGCCAAAAGUCCGCAUAGCCAGUUGGAAUGUGGGCUCCAUGACAGGACGCAGCUUAGAACUAAGCGAAGUGCUGCUCAGAAGACGCAUCAGCAUCUGCUGUAUACAGGAGACGAAAUGGAAGGGGUCUAAAGCGCGCAAUAUUGGUAACGACUACAAGUUCAUUUACAACGGCACGAAGACAAAUCAGAACGGCGUCGGCAUAGUAGUAGACAAAACUUUCCAGAACCGUAUAGUAGACGUGAAUAGAGUCAGUGAUCGAAUUAUAGCAAUUAAGUUCGCACUUGAUAACCAACCAUGCAUGAAUGUUAUAUCAGCGUAUGCUCCACAAACAGGGUUGCCACAACCAGAAAAACAAGCUUUCUGGGACGAUCUUCACGACCUGACUCAAUCCAUACCAAAAACGGAGUCAAAAUACAUCGGAGCAGAUUUUAAUGGGCACGUGGGACAAAUCACGAACGACUCCUUUAGGGAAAUUCACGGUAACCAGGGUUAUGGGAAUAAAAACUCCCAGGGUGAUGAUAUUUUAAAUUUCGCGUACACAUUUAAUAUGGCAAUUGUCAACACCUUCUUCACCAAAACAAACGAACACUUGAUAACAUAUAAGAGUGGAGACAAAUGCACACAGGUGGAUUACAUCCUAGCGGACAGGAAACUGCUAAAGUCCUUUAAAAACUGUAAGGUAAUACCUGGUGAACCACUAACAUCUCAACAUCGACUCCUAGUUGCGGAUUUUAUAGCACAAAGACCAAUUAGAGUCAAAACAGCUAGAGUUCCUAAAGUACGCUGGUAUAAACUAGAUCAAGAAGAGGGUGAAAAACUAUGUUCAGACCUGAAAGAGUACAUUUACGAGAUCCAACCAGGCAACGACGCAAACACAAUGUGGAAUGAGUUUCACGAGCGCAGCAUCCAGAAAGCCACAAGCUACCUAGGCAUCUCAAAUGGACUUUCAAGGGAGAACAAAGACCCAAUACUAUGGGACCCGGAGGUCCAAGAAAAGAUCAGAUCCAAGAAAACCCUCUUCAGGAUCUGGCAAAGUACAAAGAGCGAUGACGACCGGACAACAUACCGAGACGCAAAGAGGGAAACCAAACGCGCGGUGGCGCAGAUCAGAGCUAGAAGCAGGGAAGGUUUUUAUGCUAAGCUAGAAAAUGCUAACAAUGAUAAACAGCUGUUUAAAAUUGCCAAACAAAGACAUCGAGAUACACAAGAUACUCGGGCAGUUAAGUACAUCAAAGACCUGCAAGGAAACCUCUUAACAUCAGACUCGGAUAUAAAUGAUAGAUGGAGGGAAUACUACGCUAAAUUGUUGAACGAGACACACCCCUGUGAACCAAUAAUGGAGCUUCCAACAGUGAAAGGUCCAUGGCCUGUCAUUACGCCGGAAGAAGUCAAAUUAGCGUUAAGCCAAAUGGCUAAUAAUAAGGCAACUGGUAUGGACAUGCGUCUGUGGAAACAGGCGCAGGCGGACAACCCGGACCCUGAAAAUUAUAUACCAGUACCAAUCAUUGGGUUUUCUGAAAUAAAGUUCCGCGCGCGGUGCCAGAGUGAGGAGGCGGCGCUGCAGGCGAGCUGGCUGAAGCGCGCGGCCGACACGCUGGCCGAGCUGCGCACGCGCCGCGCCGCCGCGCACGCCGCGCUCGAGCGCCGCGCCGCCGCGCUGCACGCGCUGCGCCACCGCCUGCUGCAGGUGAUAGCGCGGCAGGAGGUGGUGGGGCGCGUGGGCGCGGCGCUCAGCGCGGACGAGGAGGCGGCGCGCGCGCGCCUGCAGGAGCUCGCGUCGCAGCUCGCCGCGCCUCCCCUCUACAACGGCCGUCUGAAUGAAUUGCUAUGCGCUGUGCGCCUCCAGCGUAGCUCGAGCGCCGGCGCGCCCCACGAGCGGUACCACUUGGACCCCGGUGCACAAGAAGACGUGAAACAAUUCCUAUCGCUGCAACAGCGUGGAAUGGCACAUCUAAUGGAUACAGUGAAGAAGGACCUCGCAGCUCUGAAUAUUAUCUCUGAAGGAAUGUCCCAACUUGUUAGGACU